CGAUUCACGACAUCAACCUCCUGCAUGAAACUACGGCAACAUGGAACAUAGCGUGACCGUGACGCUGUGGCAGCUCUCCGAGACUUCUUUUACGUGGAACCUCCUAGAAGGGCAAAGCCGGGACAUUGUCGAAAGUGGCGACGGUAGCUAUAUUCUCAGCAUCAUAAGCUCUGAGAAGGCCGUAGGUUCUAUCACCGUGGAACCCUGCGGUGUUAAGCUCCAGGCAAAAGCAGAGCCCAUCUGCGUAAUUCCAAAAGAAGCAAGCCCACAUGCGGAAUAUACCCUCAACGCAUCAUCUUCGAGCAGCACCGAGAUUAUCUUCCUGAGGGAUGGCGAUACUUUCUUCGUCAAAUCGCCUGCCAGGAAGUUCCAUGUCGAAGUUAGGAAGGAUCAGGUCGAUGUUGGGAAUGAUCAAGUGGACGAUGUGAGCGGUGAAGUAAACGUUGAGAACGAUCUUCUUGGCGCUGGGAACGACUGUAUUGAAAAAGUUCAGGUUCGCUCAUCGGCGUCCACUGCUAAUGUCGUAGACCUUCAGAAUGGGGAUGCUGAUUCGGACCAGACGGAAGACGAGGAGAUUGACAUUCCCAAUUCACUUUUGGAUGAAGCAACACCAAAUCCUACAUUAGAACGAGCUGACCUGGUUGAGGAGACACCAACCUCACGAAGACUUCAACAAGCCCAAUCUGGAAAAGCUUCCUCUGCGACUUUGACUGGAGAAUACGUCAGUCCUCAGGAGUUGGAUUUACGUGGAACGAACCCCGCCGGGAUGGAGACUGGCAUUACCCAGGAACCAUACUGUACAGCGCCUGGCAAUACAGGAGAUGCCAAAGAUGUCUCUAGACAUAACGAAAAGGACUUGGAGCCAACUAGUGAGCCGCCACCACGUCAAAAAGGCGUCUCAGUUGUUAUUGAGAGGGCACACAGCAAGCGAUCGAGUCCGGUCGAUCUGGAUGGUGACAAUCUGGAUGCCCGCGGACCCCCGAGUAAAAAGCGUCGAACGUCCAACGACGACUCACAGGAUAGUCGCAUUGAAGAGAUAGUAGUGGAUACCAACACCCGUCAGUCAAGACAGGCCAAUUUCCCCCGUAAGACUUCGAAAAGCAGAAAGAGGUCGUCAUCGCCAAUCGCGAACCACUUGAGAUCGUCUCAGAAUACCGUGACGGAAUCUCAGCUUUACGAACUUUCAGCUCCAAGAGUUGCGUUUAGCUACAGCACUAUCCCGGAUCAAAAGAAGUUCAUGGCCUUUUUGGAGAUGCACAGUGGUAAAAAGGUCGAAGCAGUGAAAGAUGCGAAUAUCCUUUGUGUGGGGCGCUCAGAGGUCAAAAAGACGGGGAAAUUGCUGCGUGCCAUCGUGCUCGGCGUUGCUAUCGUUACAGACGACUGGUUCAUCAGCAGCCACGCCAUGGGGCGCUUGCUGAACCCUGAUAGAUUUGCACCUCGAGACCACAAGAACGAGAAAGCGUGGGGCUUUUCGUUGUACGAUGUUCUUGGCAAGGAGCAGCGUACCAUCUUCUCGGGAAUGACAAUUUGUUUCACGCCAGCCAUGAAAGAGCAUCACAAUUCCUUCAUAACUGAGAUGAGGGAUAUCGUUCUCGAGGCUGGAGCAGAAAAAGUAAUAACGAGAGCCGCAACUGGCGUGAAAGAUGACGGCAACACGAUCGUCAUUGCGGUGAGCGAUGAGAAAGACACUAAUGCAGCCAUUCUGCAAGACAGGGGCAUGACCUGUUAUACGAGAGACCUCUUGUCGACGAGUAUUCUCCGUGGCUCGCUAGACCUAGAAAGCGACGAGUUCAUCAUCAAGCCAGACAGCUCGCACGGUGCCGGUGCACCGAAGAAGUUCAAGAGAGGUCGACCUCGCAAAAGCUGAGGACGUGCUGGAGAGUGGUCUCGGUUGCGUGCCCGCCGUGGUUGCGCUAUGUCACAUUAUGGGAGGUGUAUUUGUUCAUGAUAACAAUGUCUGUAACGCGGUUACCGAUUGACGAAGCUAUGAUGUUUACGAGACAUGGGAGAAACUGGCAUACUUAGGGGAACCAAAGGCAUCGGGACAAAGACUUUUUGCAGCAUAGCGUGGUUGACUUUUCCUAGUGUGCCUCACAAACCACCAGCUACUAUGCCAACUUGUGGUACUAAUAGCAUAUUUCUUCUCUUCAAAAUUCUCUUUGCAGUACAAAAUUUCAGCGCCUCAAACCCCAAAAGAAGAUGAUUCCCACUCUCCACCGCCCCGAC
This is a messenger RNA of Mytilinidion resinicola, 2226 nucleotides long. RefSeq lists its product as uncharacterized. NCBI's taxonomy places the organism in Eukaryota, Fungi, Ascomycota, Dothideomycetes, Mytilinidiales, Mytilinidiaceae. The transcript is spliced from 3 exons. The coding region runs from base 41 to 1867 and encodes 608 amino acids. The record is from RefSeq and is a predicted model, not a curated record.